Molecule: messenger RNA, 1466 nt
Organism: Vicia villosa (hairy vetch)
Lineage: Eukaryota; Viridiplantae; Streptophyta; Magnoliopsida; Fabales; Fabaceae
Product: lysine-specific demethylase JMJ32-like
Exons: 4
Coding region: 43-1098 (351 amino acids)
Molecular function (GO): 2-oxoglutarate-dependent dioxygenase activity
Source: RefSeq, a predicted model, not a curated record
CCUCAUUUGAACCAAAUAGACCCUAAAACAAUCUCUUUCACAAUGAAAGAGAAGAUAGAAGAACUAUGGAGAGAAGUUAGAGAGGUAAGUCUAGGAAGCAAUGGAAGCAUAGAAAGAUUAGAAUCACCACCAACACCACUCCAAUUCCUCAAAAACUUCAUCAACCCAAACAAACCCUGCAUCAUCUCCAACUCCAUCAAUCACUGGCCAGCUCUCUCUUCAUGGACCAACCCUUCCUACCUCACUCAAACCCUAUCUUCCUCCACCGUCUCCCUCCACCUCACCCCCACCGGCGCCGCCGACUCCAUUACCUCUCUCCCCUCCUCUUCCUCCCUCUGCUUCGCCUCCGCGCACGUCGAGCGCGUCCCGUUCCCCGACGCGCUUCGCCUCAUCAAGUCCUCUGACCCGUCGAAAUGUGUUGCGUACGCGCAGCAGCAGAAUGAUUGUUUUCGUUCGGAGUAUUCUUCUCUUGCUGAAGAUUGUGAUUCUCAUAUUGGUUGGGCUACUGAAGCUUUUGGUUCGGAGCCUGAAGCUGUUAAUCUUUGGAUUGGUAACCGUUAUUCAACUACUUCUUUUCAUAAGGAUCACUAUGAGAAUCUCUAUGCUGUUGUUACUGGCGAGAAACGGUUUCUCUUGUUUCCUCCUACUGAUGUUCAUCGCCUCUACAUUCGUCACUACCCUGCUGCUACUUACAAACACUCUAUGGAAACUGGAGAGUUUGAUUUGGAACUUGACAAGCCGACUAGGUAUGUGCCUUGGUGUAGUGUGGACCCUUUUCCUUCGCCGGAGAAUUUGGAGGACGAGAUUUCAAAGUUUCCUUUAUACUUUAAUGGCCCUCCACCCUUUGAGUGUACUGUCAAGGCUGGGGAGAUUCUCUACUUGCCAAGCAUGUGGUUCCAUCAUGUUAGACAAAGUGGGGAUGACGGAGAAUUAACUAUUGCAGUAAAUUAUUGGUAUGAUAUGCAGUUUGACAUUAAGUAUGCUUAUUUCAACUUUUUACAAUCUAUUGAUUACCGAUCUCCUACAAGUCCAACAAUGCCUGAGAAAUUGUGCGAGGAGAUUGAUUCAGGUCUUGAUGGUGAUGACGACACUAGCUGAGUUUUCAUUUCUCAUUCGGCAAUGUGUGGGAUUCAAGCUAAUGCCGAAGACUAAAAAAACCAAGGCCGCAUGAGCAAACACAAUAGAAACAAUGUGGGCAAGCAUUAUUUUCCAAAACAAACAGUUACUUCCUUGCCGUUGACUUGAUUUUUGCCAAGUGCCAACACAAUUUUGUUCUGUUCUCCAUUUGUAUCAAUAUGAUAUGAUAUAAUAUCAAUUCAACCAUUACCAUUUUCCCUUUCUGGUGGAAGUGUUGUUAUAAUUCUGUUGAGGAAACUGUCCAAAAGGGCCAAAAUAUACAUCUACAUAAUUUAUGCAAACUCAUUGUUAUAGUCAUUCGUAUUUAUACACUAUCUAUUCACUCAUUA